GGUUGUGGAAGAGUGUGCUUAGCCUUCGAUGUGGCCUGGCCGCUCAGUUUCAAAAUGGCGGACAAAAUGGCGGCGUUUGUCCCACGAGCUGUACGAAGAAAAGACGGUAAAAACAACAUUAAAAACUCUCUGAAACGAAAACCAACAUCUCAAGAAAAACAAGAAAAAAGUAAAGUACAUAUUGUUGACCUAAGGGAAAAAUGUAACUCUGCUGCGAGCAUUCCUAUUCCUGAUAAAGUUUCAAAAGAAAAUGCGAAUUUAGAAGACGACGAUGAAGAAGAAGUGGAAGAAGAAAUUGUAUCUUACAGUAAAAACCAAAGAUGGCCAGACCAGGAUGAACCUGUUUGUGUUGUGUGUGGACGAUACGGAGCCUACAUUUGUGAUGAAACAGAAAAAGACGUUUGUAGUUUGGAGUGCAAAGCAAAGCAUUUAAAAACAUUGGGAAUAUCUGUGAAAACAUUAAUAUCUUCUCCUAAACAAUUCCAARAUGAAACUACAAAUAUAUGUUCUCUGUCUACGUCGUCGAAUUCGGAAUUAAAUUAUAACGAAAGUGAUGUUGGAACAGAAAAUUUGUCUUUCCAAAAUUACAAAUUUAAAGAACAUCCUACGAUAUCUAGUUUGAGUGAGACUAAAGUUCAACACUUGUUAAAGAGUUUAGAAAUUCAAACGAAGGGAAAUAACGUGACUAAGCCAAUUCUAGAGUUUUUCCAUUGUCAGUUUGAUAAACUGCUGUCUGAGAACAUUACUAAGUGUGGUUAUUUUUCUCCAACUCCAAUACAAAUGCAGUUGAUCCCUGUGGCAUUGAGCGGUAGAGAUAUCAUUGCAUGUGCGCAGACAGGAUCUGGUAAAACUGCUGCUUUCUUGUUACCUAUGAUAGCCAGGAUUCAUAGUAUUACAGAUAAGUUAUUACCAAAGAGUGCAUUAUUGCGAACACCACUUGGCUUAGUCCUAGCACCGACACGUGAGUUAUGUAUGCAGAUAGAAGACCAGGCUAAGGAAUUCAUGCAAGGCUUGUCUAACAUGAGAACAGCGUUGCUUGUCGGCGGGAUGCCUUUACCUCCACAAAUUCAUCGUAUUCAGAUGGGAGUACAAAUCAUUGUAGCUACGCCAGGAAGGUUGCUGGAGAUUCUGUCAAAGGUUAAUUUAGACUUGACUAAUGUGAAAUGCUUAGUGGUGGAUGAAGUGGACAGCAUGUUUCAACUGGGUUUUGAACAACAGGUUCAACAAAUCUUGGAGAAUUUAAAUGAAGCAAAACAGACAAUGAUGACAUCAGCUACAAUCCCUCCCAAUGUCGAAACUAUGGCCAGUAAACUGCUACGAGACCCUGCGUUCAUAUCUGUGGGUAACCCCAACGCACCCACACAGGCAGUCAAACAGUUGGUCCUCUGGGUGGAAGAGAAAUCUAAGAAAAAACACUUAUUUUCUAUUCUGAAUGAUUCAAAGCACUUCAAGCCUCCUGUGGUAGUGUUUGUUGAUUCUAAGAUAGGAGCAGAUAUGUUGGCUGAGGCAAUACAAAAGAUGUGUAAAAUUCCUUGCGUAGCCAUGCACGGGGACAAAAAACAAGAAGAAAGGACCCAGAUAUUACAGUCUUUUAUCAGUGGAGAGUAUCCAGUUAUUGUCUGUACUGGAGUGCUUGGAAGAGGUGUGGAUCUCUUGAACGUCAAACAGGUCAUCAACUUCGACAUGCCUGCUUCAAUCGAAGAAUACAUCCAUCAAGUUGGUAGAGCAGGAAGACUAGGAACCAGUGGCUGGGCAGUAACGUUCAUCAAUAACCAAAACAAACACUUAUUCUUGGACUUAAUUGAGACUCUUAGUCCUUUGGGGGUCUCUUUACCCAGUGAACUGACCAAUUCGUUUUAUGCAAAGCAACAAAAGGAGAGAAAGAAGCAAAAGGCGAAAGAUGAGAAAGAUGAAAUAGUUCAUCAGGGAAAUUUGAUCGACUUGUUGAAGAAAAGUACGGAAAGAAGGAAAAAAAGAUAACUAAUUAAAAAAAAAAACAACAGGAAACGAACGAACGAACGAACGAAUGAAUGAAUGAAUGAAAAGUACAAACACAAAAGUACAAACACAAAAGUACAAACACAAAAGCAAGCAAUAAGAUGCCGUCGGUAACAGCAUAUUGUACUAAGGACUCAAAGAAUGCGAAAUUCUACUGAUUUGAGAUAUAUUCCUUAAUAAAAAUAAAGAAAUCGAGAAAAAGAAGAACAUUACUGUUUGCUGUGCAAGGAAAAAGUCGCUUUCCCGGCGUCAAAUCACUUCUCUUGAAGAAACCUCAAUAUCCUAAAGAUCUCUCUCUCUCUCUCUCUCUCUC
Molecule: messenger RNA, 2311 nt
Organism: Actinia tenebrosa (Australian red waratah sea anemone)
Lineage: Eukaryota; Metazoa; Cnidaria; Anthozoa; Actiniaria; Actiniidae
Product: putative ATP-dependent RNA helicase DDX59
Molecular function (GO): nucleic acid binding; ATP binding
Source: RefSeq, a predicted model, not a curated record